Schizosaccharomyces cryophilus OY26 is the source of this 2269-nucleotide messenger RNA. RefSeq names its product HECT-type ubiquitin-protein ligase Pub2. The transcript is spliced from 5 exons. The coding region runs from base 134 to 2131 and encodes 665 amino acids. NCBI's taxonomy places the organism in Eukaryota, Fungi, Ascomycota, Schizosaccharomycetes, Schizosaccharomycetales, Schizosaccharomycetaceae. The record is from RefSeq and is a predicted model, not a curated record. Gene Ontology annotation, molecular function: ubiquitin protein ligase activity; protein binding. Gene Ontology annotation, biological process: ubiquitin-dependent protein catabolic process.
CGCAAGUCGAAGAAAAUAUAAUCAACGCUGAAUUGAAGUAGUAUUCGCAAGUUGUAGCUCAUUUAUUCGAAAGCAUAAAGAAUUCUAGCCAAAACGGAAGAAUUUGAACCAUUUAGUAAAAAAGACUCUAUGAAUGGAAAACGUCCGCUUUGAGGUCCAAUUAACGAUUCUUCAAGUCGACGGACUCUGGAAACAGGGUCUGUUACGGUCUAUGAAACCGUAUUUGAUAAUUACAGUUGAUGAUGGUCAACUUAUAAAAACAAAUUAUGCAAGUGGCACAUUCCGAUUAGCGUGGGGAUUCACUCACAAGCUAGUGGUGAAUCCGAAAAGCAUCGUCUUGUUACAACUUUUUGAUCAGAAGCGGGCGAACGAGGUUUCUGAUGGAUUCAUUGGCCUAGGGGCCGUGUCAAUUGACUCAUUUAUGCCUUUUCACUUUUCUAAAGAUGAAUAUAAAACUCGAGUUACUUUGCGUUCUGCCAAUGGCUCAUACUGUGGGUCUGUUUAUUGCCAAUUUAAGCGGCGCAAGCUGUCGCCUGAAGAAAUCUCAAACGAUAAGUCCCAGAAAAAUAUUGCGGUAUUCAAUGAUAAUGAAUUAAACACAUGGGAGACGCGGAUUGAUGAUUUUGGACACAUGUAUUACUAUCUUAGUCCGCAGCUUUCCGUAAAUUCUUCUAUUACUUUAGAAAAACUAAAUUCUUUAAAUGAUGAACAACUGCAAAAGAACUUUUCUGGAUUCUUAUUUCCCGAAAAUCUGAAGCUCAAAAUCAACUUGGAUCCAAAUGUCAUCAGACACCUGCUUGAAAACUACCAGCUUGCUCAAUUCGUGCGUCAACAAGUGGCUGUUGAAAAGGGACCUUUACCUGCUUAUUGGGAGAUGCGUUUAAGCGAAGAUUAUCAUAUUUAUUUCGUUGACCAUGUUACGAAAACCACUACUUGGAGUGAUCCAAGAGAUAGUUUAUUGCCUGGAAGGCCAAUUGAGCAAUCUCAAAGUUUACAUGAGUCGUACCUCCGAAAACUUCAUUAUAUGUACGAAAGGCCAGAGAUGGCCGUAAAUAACACUCAAUUGCAGCUGAGAGUAAAUCGUGCUACCGCUCUGGAAGAUGCUUACGAUAUUAUAAUGAAGCUGUCCGUUGAGGAUAUGCGAAAACGGCUUCUUGUACGGUUUCGAAAUGAAGAUGGUUUGGAUUAUGGCGGUGUUUCUCGAGAGUUUUUCUAUAUUUUGUCACAUGCUCUCUUCAAUCCUUCUUAUUCUCUUUUUGAAUAUGCCACUCAGGAUAAUUACGGACUUCGAAUAAGCCCUUCCUCGUAUGUUAAUCCUGAACAUUUGACGUAUUUUCGAUUUGUAGGUAGAAUAAUGGGAUUAGCUAUCUUCCAUCGUCGAUAUUUGGACGUCCAAUUUGUUCUUCCUUUUUAUAAACGACUUCUUCAAAAACCUAUGGUCAUGGAAGACUUUAGAGAUAUAGACGAAAUUUAUUAUGAAAGUCUGAACUGGAUCCGUAACAAUAAAGUGGACGAAUUUUUAUGCCUAAAUUUUAGUUGCGAAGAGAACAGACUUGGUGAUUCUGUUACAAUUGAUCUUAUACCUAAUGGUCGAAAUAUACCUGUUACAGAUGAAAAUAAGUUGGAAUAUCUUCGACUUCUUACAGAUUACAAAUUAGUUCGUUCAACACAUAUGCAAUUUGAUGCUUUAAAAGAAGGGUUAAAUGAGCUAAUUCCCGAUAGUGUAUUACUCCUUUUCGAUGAAAAUGAGCUUGAUGUACUAUUGAAUGGUAAACGAGACAUUGAUGUUGAAGAUUGGAAACGCUAUACAGAUUACAGAGCCUACACAGAAACUGAUAGAAUAGUCACUUGGUUUUGGGAGAUUAUAAGUCAUUGGCCGAUUGAAAAGAAGCAAAAACUUUUACAAUUUUCUACCGGUACUUCUCGUUUGCCUUUGGGCGGAUUUAAAGAUUUACAUGGCAGUGAUGGACCAAGAAAGUUUACUCUUGAAAGUAUUGGUUCUGUCUCUCAACUUCCAAAAGCUCAUACAUGUUUUAACCGGCUAGACAUACCUCCAUAUGAGUCUAAGAAAGAGUUGGAACGCAAACUCACAAUUGCUAUUGAAGAAACAUCUGGUUUUGGAACUGAAUAAAUAUAGAAAGAAGCCUGGAACAAUUUACUUGGUAUUGACAAAUGUGCUGUUUUUUUUUAAUGAUAUUUAUUUAUAAUAAUAAUAAUAAUAUUGCAAUUAAGUGAAUAAUAUAGUUAAAUAUAAAUUUUUUUAAUCAAG